AUGUCUGAAGACUCAUAUCAAAUAACCGCGCCCCCGUCCAUGAAGCGGAUCCCGAAAGCGUGCAGUGCAUGUCGACAAUCCAAGGUGAAAUGCGACGGCAAAAAGCCCUGCACAAGAUGCGAGAAGCUGAAGAAACAGUGCGUGUUCUUCGAAAUCCCGAAGGAUCCGGCGACGGAGCGAAUCGAGUCUGUUGAGUCUGAAGUCCGCCGGCUGCAGGACCAGCUCGAGGAGAUGAAGCAGAUGAUCAGCGCUCGCUCGCAGCAGGCUCUAUCCGGAUCAGGGGUUGGUGCUGGUUUAUCUGUAUCUGUGCAGCAGCCCAGUGUAUCUCCGCCGCAGGUCGUGGGUGAUGGCGCUGAGUUCCUGGCGCCUGAUGUGCGGGUACCUGCUGUUCAGCGGCUUCAGGACCUCCAGGGCGAUGUGUAUCGUCCCCCGAAGAGGAGACGGACUGGCUUUGAGGUUCGAGAGGAGCCGAUCUCGGAUUUUAUUAGCAAGGGUCUUAUUACGAUGGAUUACGCGGUGGAGUGUUUUACGACGUGUGACAGGUAUAUCCCGAUAUUCGAUCCCAAGCACGAUACAUUCCAGUCGGUGCGAUACCGAAGCAGCAUCCUAUUCAAUGCUAUAUGCACAAUCGGCAGCCGAGUUCAUUCCAAAACCGGCGCCCAGCUAUCGGAAUUGCUGCAAACCGAGCUCAAGAAGUGGAUCAAUGUCGUGAUUCAGAACGAAACGCUGAACUGCCUUGAAUCUGUGCAGGCACUCCUGGUAAUCGCCUGUUACUCCGCUGAGCGCUCCCUCAUGCUCUCGUUUGCGACGCGCAUGGCGCUUGAUUUGGGUCUUGACGAAGGGUUUGAGGAGCUCACUCAUCGGUUGACCAUGAAGGACGUAGACGGGUCACCGAAUACAGAUGAUGUGGUUGAAGAGAACGGGCUGAUGCGCAAGUCAAGAACGUGGUUUGGGCUCUUGGUUUUGGAGCAUAUAUUCAGCUUGGACGGUGGGAAACCACCGGGCAUUCGCAUGACGGGGAAUGCACGGCGGUGUCGCAAGCUACUCCAUCAACCUUCGUCGACGGUCUUGGAUCUCCGAUUAUUGUCGCAAGUCGAGGUACUACAUAUCAAUGAAACACUAGGUGGCAAGAUACCCCUGGCUCGUGCCGAUAUUGCAGCUUUCGUACAAGAAGCUAAGCUUGACCUUGACUUGUGGUUUGAGGCAAUGUCUCCGGUCGAACGAAAGAUCCUUCUAAUGGCAAAAGCCAGCGCGCGCAAACACCUCAGCCUGAUGACAGUCGAGCAUGACUCAUACCUCGAGAAGCUCAAGUAUGCGAUGGAUUUCGUCUGGGCGAAAUGCGCAUUCUGUUUUCUGCUUCUGCUCAAACUUUCCAGACUCCUGUCAGAGGGGAAAGAAGAGCACGAGGAACUCCUAACCCAUGGGAACAGGUUGCUGGAAGACCUGACGAAAAGCGUCUCAAAUAGCAACGCCGCUAGUAAUGGCAAUGCCUAUCUCCAGAUUCUUCGUCUCAGCAUUGAAAAGUACGGUCGCACUCUUCAGGAGAGUGGCCUUGGUGAUGAGGGCGAAAGUGCGGACUCGGCCCCGUUCUGGGAGCUGUUCGAUGCGCAAACUGAGUUGACCUCGUUUGUGCCAGAGCAGUUCGUCAGCGAGUGGGAUUUUCCAGGCCUGAAUCUGUUCUAUUUUCCCACGACGUGGCACGACUUUUUCGCGGACUUUUCGUUGGCAGUCUAA
Aspergillus versicolor CBS 583.65 is the source of this 1734-nucleotide messenger RNA. RefSeq names its product putative C6 transcription factor. NCBI's taxonomy places the organism in Eukaryota, Fungi, Ascomycota, Eurotiomycetes, Eurotiales, Aspergillaceae. The transcript is spliced from 9 exons. Gene Ontology annotation, biological process: DNA-templated transcription; regulation of DNA-templated transcription. The record is from RefSeq and is a predicted model, not a curated record. Bases 1 to 1734 code for a protein of 577 amino acids. Gene Ontology annotation, molecular function: DNA-binding transcription factor activity, RNA polymerase II-specific; zinc ion binding; transcription cis-regulatory region binding. Gene Ontology annotation, cellular component: nucleus.